Staurois parvus is the source of this 355-nucleotide messenger RNA. NCBI's taxonomy places the organism in Eukaryota, Metazoa, Chordata, Amphibia, Anura, Ranidae. The record is from the annotation of a GenBank genome assembly.
UCCCUCGGACACAGCAGAUCACUGAUCAACAGAAAGAGCCAAAGACGUUGGCUCUGUCAUGUGAUCAGUUGUGGCACUGAUGAUCAGUGUGCCCUGAUGAUCAGUGUAGCCCCAGCAGUGCCACCUGUCAGUGCCCAUCAAUGCCAGCUGUCAGUGCUCAUCAAUGCCACCUGCCAGUGCCCAUCAGUGCCACAUAUCAGUGCCUACCAUUGCACAUCAAUGCCACAUAUCAGUGCCCAUCUGAGCUGCCUUUCAGUGCCACCUAUCAGUGCCAGUCAGUGUCACCUAUCAAUGCCAGUCAGUGCCACCUAUCAGUUCUGCCAGUCAGUGCCACCUAUCAGUGCCACCUAACAGU